Rodentolepis nana is the source of this 1125-nucleotide messenger RNA. NCBI's taxonomy places the organism in Eukaryota, Metazoa, Platyhelminthes, Cestoda, Cyclophyllidea, Hymenolepididae. The record is from the annotation of a GenBank genome assembly.
AUGCUGAGUGAAGAAGUCAACUUAUUAUGCAACCAGUGCUCCAUGGUGAAUUUUGAUUGCCCUUCCCGUGCGCACGCGGUUCAUAACGUUGUUUCAGCAUCAAUUUUUAGUAAAUAUCGCAGUUUUGAUUUGGACCAACCCGCGGAAAAAUUUCGUAAAACUCAUAUUAUAUGCACUCUUGGUCCCGCCAGCCACACCAUCGAAACAUUACAACAAUUGAUUCUAGCUGGCAUGGAUAUUGUCAGACUCAACUUUUCUCAUGGCACCUAUGACUAUCACUCCGAUACUAUACAGAUGGUUCGAGAAGCAGAAAGAACGCUUAAACCUAUUCCUCGGCCAAUAGCUAUUGCGCUUGAUACAAAAGGACCUGAGAUUCGGACGGGUUUGGUUAAUGGCAGUCCAACUGGUGAGGCUGAGCUGAGUACUGGAGAAAUAAUUCGAGUCACCCCUGACAAAGCUUACUAUGAACGAUGCAACGAAAAAACUCUUUAUGUUGACUAUGAAAAUAUAGUUCACGUACUAAACGUUGGGUCAUUAAUAUUUAUUGAUGACGGUCUCAUCUGCGUUCGAGUCAAGGAAAAGGGUUCUGAUUACCUGGACUGUGUUAUUGAAAAUGGUGGUAGGCUCGGCUCAAAGAAGGGAGUUAAUCUUCCUGGUUCUCCGGUUGAUCUUCCAGCGAUGUCUGAGAAGGAUAGGCAGGAUAUCCUCUUUGCUGUCAACAAUAAUUUGGAUAUGAUAUUCGCAUCAUUCAUUCGUGACGCUAAGGCUAUUUACGAAAUGCGCCAAUUAAUGGGAGAAAGAGGUUCACGAGUCAAAAUCAUUGCAAAAAUAGAAAACCAUCAAGGUGUAAAGAACAUUAAUGAAAUAAUUGAUGCUGCUGAUGGAAUAAUGGUGGCUCGUGGAGACUUAGGCAUCGAAAUACCACCGGAGAAAGUUUUCUUAGUACAAAAGAUGUGUUUCGAACGCUGUAAUUUUGUGGGCAAGCCAUGUAUUUGUGCUACGCAAAUGUUAGAGUCGAUGACUUACAAACCUCGAGCAACUCGGGCGGAAACUAGCGAUGUCGCCAACGCUGUUCUUGACGGAGCGGAUUGUGUCAUGCUUUCAGGUUGGGCUUCGGUUAACUGA